Molecule: messenger RNA, 1886 nt
Organism: Schistosoma bovis
Lineage: Eukaryota; Metazoa; Platyhelminthes; Trematoda; Strigeidida; Schistosomatidae
Source: the annotation of a GenBank genome assembly
CGAGUUGGCGGCAGAUCUGCACUGUGCGCUAUGUUUCCGCAGUGAUUGAUGAACUGUAGUUGUUUUCGAGUUCUUCAGCACAAUGCAACUGGCCACAGAGUGCUGACUUUGAUUACUAAUAUAUCACGUCUUGUCCCAUAUCUCUAUUAAUGACGGGAGUUCGGAGAGUCGCAAUAACUGGUUUGGGGGUCUGUACACCUUUGGGUUUCAGUGUAUCAGAAUUAUGGGCGAAUCUUUUGAAAGGCUCUUGUGGAAUAUCAAAGACGCUUGUCAGGUUUUUGGGAGCAUCGAUAAUCAAAAAUUGGAAGAACGAAAGUCUUUUGUAGAGUCUGAAGUCUAUAAGUCAUGUGGUUUGGAUAUUUCUAAUGAUUGGAGAUCUGUGUCACGUGCUAGUGCUCUAGGUAUUAUUGCAACUUAUGAAGCUUUCAAACAAGUGAAGUGGAAAGCAAACUCAGGUUAUCGAGCAGGUGUUUGCUUUGGAGUGGGGUUGGACGGUCCAAAUGAAGUUAUGAAUACAUCAUCAGGAAUUUUAGCCAAGAAAUACUCUAUUAUUGGGCCUCAUGCUUUAACAAGAACACUCGGUAAUAUCCCAGCUGCCAUAAUAAGUCGAAUUUGGGGACUACGAGGACCGUGUAUGACAGUCAACACCGCAUGCGCUGCUGGCCUACAUUGCAUUGGCGAAGGCUUCCGUAUGAUUCAGAAUAACGAAGCUGAUCUGGUUGUUACUGGUGCAUGUGAAUCUCCUUUGAAUGCCUGGAUAAUCGCUGCUUUUUGUCGACUACGUGCAUUAUGUACACAAUUUAAUGAUAAUCCUGAGAAAGCCUCCCGUCCAUUUGAUUCCUUGCGAAAAGGAUUUGUGUUAUCUGAAGGUGCAGCUACAGUUGUAUUACAGGCAUGGCCUCCUCCAGACAGUUUCUUAAUGGAAUCAUUUAUGGAAACACCAAAACCGAUAGCUGAAGUUAUUGGUUUUGGAAGAUCUGGAGAUGCACAUCAUUUGGUUGCACCUGAUACAACAGGAAAUGGAGUACUUCGAAGUAUGCUAAAUGCCUUCAAAGACUCAAAGCUUAAACAUUUCAAUCAAAUUGGACACAUAAAUUGUCAUGCAACAUCCACCCCUGUUGGUGAUUUAACAGAGCUGAGCGCUAUUGCACAAAUGUUUGGUGAAUAUUUUAAUCCUCAAUACCAUACACCUGUUGUAAUCAAUUCAAUUAAAGGUCACCUUGGUCACUGUUUGGCAGCAGCCGGUGCCAUAGAAACCGUGUACGCUGCUUUAUCUGUUAAUCAGAAUCAAAUUUGUGGAAACCUCAACCUGCAUAAUCCUAUCUCAAUUUCUGAGUUGUUGGAGGUUUUAAAAUCUAAUUCCAGUUCUUCAACUAGUAUAUCUUCUAAUGAAAAGUGUAUAGAUCUGUUUAGGAACUAUGCUGUACUUCCUAGACACGAUCAAACACAAGUUACGUGGCCCGAUAGUCAUCGACGUAUUGUUAUGACUAACUCAUCCGGAUUCGGUGGGACAAAUGGAACUCUUUUAAUUUCAGAAUGGACGGAUUAGUAUAAUAUGUAUCUCAUUGUAUUUUAUAGAUUCUAUCCAAUAAUUUUUCAUCAAUGAUUAAGUCUUUUCAGUGUUUGACAGCGGAGUUAAUGUUUGUUUGCAUAUAUUUAAUUAGUGAAUGCAGAUACUGCUGAGUGUUAAUUGGUUUACUUGCCAGACAAAUCCGAAAUUAAGAAAAUAAUUAAGACAGUCAUUCAAAUUUUUUAACUGCUUUACUUAGAUGUACAAAAGAAAUUAGAUUGUAAUCUCGUACACUUAAUCUUUAAAGCAAACGUGAACAUCUCGGUCAGAUUAAGAUUUGACGAACAACGUGAAUGCAUUCAGUUUUAUUAGUUCU